Messenger RNA from Penicillium salamii, 1272 nucleotides. Lineage: Eukaryota; Fungi; Ascomycota; Eurotiomycetes; Eurotiales; Aspergillaceae. The record is from the annotation of a GenBank genome assembly.
AUGGGUGAUGCUGGAAUUCCUCCCAAUCGCGCGGUUAUCCGUAGCAUGAACCCCAAUUAUAUUGGAUUCGAUUAUAUCGGCUGGUAUGUUGGAAAUGCCCGGCAGACAGUAUCAUACUUUGUCACCCACUACGGUUUCUCUGUUCUGGCAUACCGCGGUCCCGAGACGGGUUCGUUUGCUACGACGGCCUACGUUAUCGGGAACGGAGCAGCCCGGUUCAUGUUUACAGCGCCGCUCGACUCCCCAGAAAGCUCCUGGGACACACGGGCUAGUGAAGAGGAGCGCGCGUUCUGCUCCGAGGUGCACGCCCACUUGACCAAGCACGGCGAUGGUGUGAAAGAUAUUGCCUUCCAGGUAGAUGACGUGCGCGGCGUGUGGAAUCAUGCGGUGGAGAAUGGAGCAGAGUCUACCCGGGACCCUGAAGUGCUGAAGAGCGACGAUGGCGAAGUCCUCGUUGCUGGCAUUCAAACAUUUGGUGACACCAUUCACACGCUGAUUGACCGGUCUGCGUAUCAAGGUCCCUUCCUGCCCGGAUUCAAGGCUGUCGAACGCACAGACAGACUGCAAGAGCUGUUGCCAAAUAUUGACCUUCUUGAAGUCGACCACUGUGUCGGCAACCAGGGAUGGAAUGGCUUGGAUGGAAUUGUCAACUACUAUGAAAACACGCUCAAUUUCCACCGGUAUUGGACUGUUGACGACAAGGAGAUGUGCUCUGACUUUUCCGCCAUGCGGUCGGUGGUUGUUGCUUCACCGAACGAGGUGAUCAAAAUGCCACUGAACGAGCCCGCGAAGGGGAAGAAGAAGUCUCAGAUUGAGGAGUACGCCCUUUCCCUCUUGAGAUUCCACAAAUAUCUUCAUUUGAUUUCAGCUAACGAUGUUUGGUACAGAUUCUGCGACUACUACAAUGGCGCGGGGUGCCAGCAUAUCGCAUUCCGGACCCACAACAUCAUUGAAGCAGUCGACGGUCUGCUGAAGCGCGGUGUUGAAUUCCUCUCGGUGCCAGACUCGUAUUAUGUGGAUGUACGAAACAGACUAGAGCGAAUGGGCACCAAGGUUUCUGAGGAACUCGAGACGUUGCAGAAGUACAACAUUCUCAUUGACUUCGAUGAGGGUGGGUACUUGCUGCAGAUCUUCACCAAGCAUGUUGGCGACCGGCCUACUGUUUUCCUGGAGGUGAUCCAACGCGAGAACUUCGAUGGGUUCGGUGCUGGUAAUUUCAAGAGUCUUUUUGAGGCGUUUGAGCGCGAGCAGGCACUCCGUGGAAACCUGUAA